This is a messenger RNA of Dentiscutata heterogama, 774 nucleotides long. The record is from the annotation of a GenBank genome assembly. Lineage: Eukaryota; Fungi; Glomeromycota; Glomeromycetes; Diversisporales; Gigasporaceae.
AUGUUCAUUCCCCGAAGUUCAUUUAUAGAUAUUAAUCAUAACGAACAUAAAAAAUUAUCUUUAAAUGAAACUACCAAAUCUUUAAAUUCCACCCUUGGCUUUGAUCAUAUUUAUAUCGUUAAUCUUGCAACUAGACAAGAUAGGCUUGAGAAAAUGAAAGCCAUGACAAAUGCUCUUAAUUUAGAUGUUGAAUUUUUUACUGCCAUUUCCAAGGAUGAUUCCAGAAUUCUCAAUAGAUUUAAUAAUUCAACUUAUAUGAAUUCAUCGCAUAAAGCAUGUUUCGUAAGCCAUUAUUUGCUCUAUUCAUCAAUUGUCUAUAAUCGUUAUGAUAGUGCAUUGAUAUUAGAAGAUGAUGUAGAUAUUGAACUCAACAUUACGUCAAUAAUGACUUAUAUUCAUAGUGUAUUACCCUCAGAUUGGGAUCUUUUAUAUAUUGGGCAUUGUAUGGGCUGGGAGGGUGCGUUUGAUCAACCUUUGGCUGAGACAUCAGAAACCUUUAAAUUAUAUCCAUCUAAAAAACCAUAUUGUACACAUGGUUAUGCCGUUUCAGCCGCUGGUGCUCUUAAACUUUUAAGCCAACUUGCUGAAUUAUAUCUACCACUUGAUCUUCAAUUAAUCUCAAAGAUUGAUGAAGGUGUUCUCAAAUCGUAUAGUGUUAGUCCUGCAGCUAUCAUACAAACUAACGAUAAUCCAUCUGAUGUAUCUCCUGGGGCUGACUUUUUAGAAUACAGAACUUUAAUAAAUUCUACAUUACAAUCGUUGGAAUUUAAAUAA